Messenger RNA from Osmerus eperlanus (European smelt), 2309 nucleotides. It is a transcript of the gene pargl, whose product is annotated as poly (ADP-ribose) glycohydrolase, like. Gene Ontology annotation, biological process: ATP generation from poly-ADP-D-ribose; carbohydrate metabolic process; regulation of DNA repair. The transcript is spliced from 16 exons. The record is from RefSeq and is a predicted model, not a curated record. Gene Ontology annotation, cellular component: cytoplasm; nucleus. Lineage: Eukaryota; Metazoa; Chordata; Actinopteri; Osmeriformes; Osmeridae. Gene Ontology annotation, molecular function: poly(ADP-ribose) glycohydrolase activity. Bases 129 to 1895 code for a protein of 588 amino acids.
UUUCAUUUUACCUGGUGUGAAGCAUUGCAGACUUUCAACGCGUUUUCUUUUGAAUAAAUCGUAUCGGAUUUCCUAAACUUUUCGGCGAAUUUGUAGGCUACGACUAAUUAAUCCAGGCACGUUACGAGAUGGCAAAAAAUAACAGUUCCCAGAUGAAGGACAUCAUGAACCACGAUCAUAAGGAACACAACCAGGGGGUCAGUGGCAGCAAAUCUGAGCCUGGGAAAAAAGACCUAAUAGAUUUGAACACGGACACAGCCCAUGGUUCCAACCAGAAACCUUCCGAUAAAGUGACAGAGGAAGAGAGAGGGAAGGAGAGAGAAGAGGAAAGAAAGGAGAAAAGAGUGGAGAAAGGAACAUCAUGUUGCUCACUCUUCCAGCUGAAGAAAGUCUAUGGGGACCAUAUACCACAGAGUCCACUGGCGUUCAGUAGAACACACAAUGUUCUCAUUGACGUAAAUGCUUUCAAAGAAACAAAACGUAUUAAGUCUCAGGAAGGACGGCAUUUUUGGAACAACCACUUUGUGAAGCUGCCGUGUUGGCCAGAAAGCGUCAUGAGUGUAAAUAAGUUUCUAGGCGGUGCCACCCACACUAGACGGUGGGACGUCAUCUGUAAACAACUGGAGAACCUUUCCAAGAGCAGCAAAGUAUCGGUUGAUGAUGUGGAGAAAGCCAUAAAGAUGUACAAUCCAAAGUACAAGGAACAGUGGUCCUUUGAUGUUCUCCAGUCAUUUGUCAAGAGUGUUAACCCCAUGGAAAACUACUACCCAUCAUUGUUGCCAAAGAUUGCAAAGCUGGCCUCCAAACUGCCUCAUUACGUGAAGAAGGCUAUCCCUCUGCUCAAGAAAGGACAAACCUCCUCCCUCACGCUCUCACAGGGUCAGAUAGCCUGUCUUCUGGCCAAUGCUUUCUUCUGUACGUUCCCUCACCGUAACUCUUCCCAGGCCCAGGCCGAAUACGGCAACUACCCCACCAUUAACUUCAACAGUCUGUUUGGCAGUCGACCAGACAGGAAGAGAGAGAAGCUGCGAGCCAUCUUGCAUUACUUCAAAGUGGUCACCGAUGACAUCAAGAAACCCAAUGGACUGGUAACCUUCGAGAGACGAUGCCUCACACAGGAACCCAUGUGGAGAAGCUCUGAAAAGAGGUUGACACAACUCCAUGUCAGUUCAGAGGGCAGCAUAGAGGUUCAAGGCAAUGGAAUGCUACAGGUGGAUUUUGCCUGUAGCCUGAUUGGAGGUGGUGUGUUAGGCGCAGGCCUGGUGCAAGAAGAGAUUCUGUUCCUCAUGAACCCGGAGCUGAUCGUGACACGCCUGUUCGCCGAGAAGCUGUCCGACCAAGAAUGUCUGAUCAUCACAGGUUCACAACAGUUCAGUAGCUACAGGGGCUACAGUGACGACUUUGAGUGGACAGGCCCAUUUGAAGACCAAACCAAGAGGGACAGUUGGGGACGGCUACACAGGCAGAUCCUGGCCAUCGAUGCUCAACACUUCCGACACCAGACUCAACAGUACCACAUGAGUUCAGUUACUCGUGAGCUCAACAAGGCAUAUUGUGGGUUUCAGCGAGAUGCAAACACCCCUUCAAGAGAUGUGCCUGAUAUUGCUACCGGGAAAUGGGGUUGUGGAGCCUUUAACGGAGACCCCAAACUCAAAGCUCUUAUUCAGCUGAUGGCAGCUGCGGAAACUGAAAGGGGACUGGCCUUCUUCACCUUCAAGGACUCUGAGAUGGCGAGGGAACUGCAGGAUGUGUACCACCUACUGGUCACCCAAGGAACUACAGUUGGAAAGCUGUACGACACACUGCAGAACUACUGCGAAGUGUGUCGGCACAAGCCCUUGGAUGUGUUUCAGUUUGUCAAGAACACCUUAAGUGACAAGAAGAGUCUGCUGUGAGGCAGCCCACCUUGUCACACGCCCAUCCCGUCUAUAGAAGAACCUCAGAAUACUGCUUUUGUUCUGCCAUUGCAGACAGGAAAUCAAUCAAGAAACAACAUAGUGCUGUUGCAUAGAGCGAUGAAGUAAAUAAUACAAAUAGUAAUUAUGUUUUAGGGACAAAACUGAAAAGUCUACCUGCUUUGUAUAAAAAAUGUUUGAUACAUUUUGACCUAACUUAAAAGAUUUUUGUUGAAUACUGAAUUCUUUAUAUUAAACGCACGAGAUCAAUCGUAAGAUAAAUCGUAAGAUAACAGAUUUAACAGAACAGGUUCAUUGGUUUUUGAAAAUGACCUUCAAAACCCAGUGCCACAGGAACUCUCGUCUUUAUUCAUGAGCAAAGAGUAAAACGACAUACAAUGAUACAAAAAUAAA